Messenger RNA from Diachasmimorpha longicaudata, 817 nucleotides. RefSeq lists its product as uncharacterized. Gene Ontology annotation, molecular function: heme binding. Lineage: Eukaryota; Metazoa; Arthropoda; Insecta; Hymenoptera; Braconidae. Bases 1 to 426 code for a protein of 141 amino acids. Gene Ontology annotation, cellular component: membrane; intracellular membrane-bounded organelle. The record is from RefSeq and is a predicted model, not a curated record. The transcript has a single exon.
AUGAGCCGAGAAGCGAGUUCAAGUGCGCGAAUGGACGGCAUGGAUGUACUUGAAUUGAAUUUUCUGACAGUUCAGUUGGAUAACGAGUGUCUCAACGAAUUAAAAAUAAUUAAACAAAAACGGAAAGACAUUAAGCGAAAGGACAGUGAAACGAUAAUCAGCCUGAAACAAUUGUCCCGACAUGAUAGACGUGACGACUGCUGGAUCGCCAUUUACGAUCGCGUUUAUGAUUGUACAGAUUUCAUUGCCAAACAUCCUGGUGGGCAGGACGUUAUUCUGGAGUAUGCCGGGAGAGAUGCAACUCUUGCAUUUGUCGGCUCCGGACAUUCUGCAGCGGCUGGAGCUAUUCUUCAGGAUUAUCUUGUCGGGCAAUUACCACUGAAUGAGAGAUUAUUUGUUGUCCCUGAUGGCAUUAAAAUUGUGUAAAAGAUUCAAGCCCAAUUGCAUUGAAAGUGUGCCUAUAUGUUCAACUAUAAAUAAUGCGAUAAAAUAUUUUAAAUUAUGUUAUUUGUAAUUUACCAUUAUCAUGUUAUGUUCCAUUAUUAUUCAUUGACAAGUAUUGAAUAAAUUAUUAAUUAUUAAUUUUCAUGAUUUUAUAUGAAAAUUUUGUGUAAUCGUAUUCUGUUUUCAAUCGUAUGUGUCACUGGUUUUGCUCCCUUCGUUUUCCAAUAACAUAAGAAAUUAUUGAAAAACAUAAUAGUAUAACAUGUACUAGGAAUUCAUCAAAGACGCUCUAUCAAAAUUGGAAAGAUUAAAUUGUCAUUUAUUACCUAUUGAUAACUGUUUUUACUAAUAAAGGAAAGUAUGAAAAUAGUGA